AUGCCCACGUGCACCUCGGUUGCUCACUCCUUUCUGGCUGAUGGUCAUCUUGGCAAGGCUGGUGGGGGCGGGCCGCUACUCCGAGCACUGCUGCUAGGCGCCGUUCGAAAAGCGCACAAGAGGACGAGGGACGCGGAGGAGAUGCGAAGGGACCGUGACAGAGCCGUCGAGGAGAAGGUUAGGGUGCAGGAACUGCUGGAUUCCACCCUAGGGAACAAGGAAAAGACUAUCUCCAGCAUCCUGGAGCGAGCAGCCCUUGUCAUAAAUGCGAAGAAAACACGCAUCACGACUCUCGAGUUCGAAAUUCAGCAACUGGAGCAGAGCGGCAGGGGCGAUUCAGAGGGAGGCGAAGACGCAUCCUCCGGUAACGACAGCAACGAUGACGACGAGUACAGAGACGAAAGCAAGGGUGGUCGGGAGGGGGACGACGAUCCUGGUGACGAGGGUACCCCUCCCCCCGGAACCGGUAAGGGCAAGGCCAAGGGAAAAGGCAAGGCGGAAAAUGCUCAACCUCGAGCCGGCGUAACUCCUGCGACCGCUUCCUCGAAACCGAGCGACAAGGAUGCAGGAAGGGUAACCACAGGAGGGGGACAAAAGUGGGGGGGUGGGUCUCCUACCGGAAAGGGCGGCGGUGCUGGUCGAGGUGGGAUCAAUGUGAAGGUCAAGACGGAGCCUGGGUUUAUGGGGGCCGGGGGAGGUGCUCUCGCGGUGCCGCUUGGAACACAGGAAGUAUCGGGUGAGGACCUCUCGAAAGUGGUGGACGCCAAAAUCAAGCUAGAGGGAAACGACGGUCGUGACGGCAGCGGGGCCAACCGAAAGCGCUCCCGGCCGCAAGGCUCGGUGUCACCGUCUCCGAACGAGCCGGGAUUUCGCGACCCAGACGCCGCUGGCGGCGACAGCGGCAGCGGUGGUAGGAGUGGUGGUGCCCGUGAAGCGGCCAUGUACCUCGGAAGUGAUGACGACGAAGGCAUAGACGAACACCGGACACUCGCGAAAUCUCGGAGGAGAAGGGUUCGGAAGAAACCUGCUGCAUCGACCGCUAUUGCCGAAGGAGGCAGGGGCGGUGAUGGCAACCACGGCUCAAGAGAAGCGGCGGCGGCGGUGCCAGCGGAUAGCCGGCCGACACAGACCACAUUUGCAUGGACCGAUAUGCUGGUUGACGACGACAACUCGGACGACUUGGACGGCAUGCGCUAAGCAAGCCCCAUAGGCACGUGCAAGACAGAAUGUUCACGCUUGCUGCCAGUAGGUGUAUUGCGCGAGUUGAAUCGAAUCGUUUAUCGUGGAGGAGUCCGAAAAGCCGAAGCCGCUUUACUUGCUGAUGUAUUAUGAACAUGCUUCGGCAUUGUCCUCGCGUUUAUAGUCAAUUCAGUGACGGCGCGUGGAUUGUGUUCGUCAUGAUAUGUGUCGGUGGUGUGUAACGUGACCGGAAGAAAGGCUACGUCUGUAGCCUCCGCGUUCUGGGAUUGGCCUCACUUUUGUUUUUCCGUCUCCAUGUCUCUACAGGAUUCGAGAAUUUGUCUGGGUGGCUGCUUUCCUUGCCAUCCCGUGGAUACUAACGCCAUCGUCGUGCCUGGACUAUAGUACGUUUCUGUAUCGUUUAAUACCGUCUGAGUAUCUGUCUGCAUCUUGAGUUGGCCGGAAGCGCCAUGUUUUGGC
Messenger RNA from Ectocarpus sp. CCAP 1310/34, 1659 nucleotides. The record is from the annotation of a GenBank genome assembly. NCBI's taxonomy places the organism in Eukaryota, Phaeophyceae, Ectocarpales, Ectocarpaceae.